This is a messenger RNA of Phyllotreta striolata, 659 nucleotides long. Lineage: Eukaryota; Metazoa; Arthropoda; Insecta; Coleoptera; Chrysomelidae. The record is from the annotation of a GenBank genome assembly.
UUACUAACUUCAAUUCUUUUACUACUCAAGAAAAAGAAGAAUAACGUAACCUCAAUUCCACUCAAAGUUUAAUAUAGAAUUUAGAUUUUAAUGAAAUAAAGUUAAGGGAAAGAUAUAAAAUGUCCACUAGAUGGUAUCCCAUAUAUCAAAAGGGGAACCCUCAAUUGAGGGUGUUCCUGCCUAAUUUUUGGAUGAAACUCGUCCGACCUGUGAUUAAACAGCCCCCGAAUGUAGUACAAUUUUCUUGUUCCAUGGAAAUGACGAAACACGACAUUAAAAACUAUCUAGAGAAAAUAUACAACGUUAAAUGCGUAGACGUACGAACCAGAAUACACAUGCCGAAAACUAGAUUAGAACCUACAUUUGGCUACGUCAUCAAAGACGAUGACGUCAAAUACGCUUACGUCACAUUGCCCAAAGGCGAAGAAUUCCAGUUCCCCGAUUUGUUCGAACUCGACCAAACCAAGAAGGACGAAGAAGCGAACCAAGAGAAAGCCCUCAAGCAAUCCCAAGAAAGUUACGAUAAGUUUUUAGAGAAGAACAAAGAGCGAGAAAACAUGCCCGGUUGGUUUUCCGUAUAACAAAACAAACGUAAUAUUUUAGAUGUUUAUUAGUAAUAAAUAAAUUCACUGGAAGUACACGUUUUUAGUGAAUAUCGC